This is a messenger RNA of Anisakis simplex (herring worm), 435 nucleotides long. The record is from the annotation of a GenBank genome assembly. NCBI's taxonomy places the organism in Eukaryota, Metazoa, Nematoda, Chromadorea, Rhabditida, Anisakidae.
UGGGUACCAUACUUCUUCGCGAUUCAAGCUUUCUGCUUCUACAUACCUAGUUGGAUUUGGCAUUUUCUUCAACAGUAUGGCAUGGUGGAUAUUCAAACGGUGGUGGAUGAAGCGGUUGCGAUACGAGACGAGAGAAAAGAAGAGAACAGAUCGAAGAAAUUGGUGAAAGUGGUCGAAUUUAUCCGUACCUCUUUCGAGUAUCGCGAUAAACUUCAACAAUCGAUGAGUUUUUGUGCAAGUUUAUUGAAACCAACAAGACUUGGUUUCUUUGCGACCGCAGCUUACCUAACGACGAAGUUUGUGUGGCUUAUAAACGAUGCAAUUCAAUUGUGGCUAAUUGGUCGUUUUCUGGGUAUUGAUGAUCCUACAUGGGCUUUUCAGAGUUUGAAACGAGUUGUCUUCGGUUCGGAUUUCUUUUUUGAGGGAAGAGGAUAA